AUGCUCCAGACACGACCUUCAUCUGCUUCGAACCUUCAGUCAUCGUCAACACCGCAAUUCUCUAUGGCGCAGCCCCACCGCAAUAGCGUUCAUGGUGGCCCUGGUGGUAUGACCCCGUACCGGAACUCGGGGCCCAUCAAGCCAUACGCAUUCACCAGCACGCCGAGUCUUAACGUGACAGGGCAAUGGCAGCAAUCUGGUGCCGCAAGACCUUCGGGAUCGAAUCUUUCUACGUUGCGAGUUAGUGAGCCGAGCACUGGGGCCGCGAAGCCCAAUCCUCCUGCGUCUUCGAACACCACGACGAGCGUGGGGCUGGCGGGCUCUCGGGACGACCUGUCCAUUCCCCAACCGCGAUUGAUCACCCCAGCUCCACGACCCCAAUCGGCCUAUAUGGCGAGCACAUCCACACAAGUUUCCUUUGCACAGGCAAGCCCGGUUCGUCCGUCUCCUGAACGGUAUCGCCGACCUGCCGCCAAUCAGCCCUCUCGCACAUACAACUCAGCCCCGCCAUCGGGAUCUGGGAUGAGCGCCGUUAGCCAUCUGUAUACGCCGCCUGCUCUCCCACCAGUAGCGAGCAGAAACUCUUUGCCACCUGGAAUUAGACCAAGCACAACAUCGGGCUCACCUGCGGAUGAUGGACAGCUGUAUCGAGAACGGCCCAAGGAAGACAAGAGGUUGCGGCGGCGAAGCAUGCACACGCUCGAUUCUGCCGAUUACCCCAAUCCGUUAACCCCACAAUUGUUCAAGCGGCCGGGUGAAAUGGGUCGCGUAGACCCGUCAACAACAGCGGCAGGGGAUUCAAGCAAGACCCUUCGCCUCGUACCCCCUGCUAACGAUGCCCUAAAAAUUCAAAAUAAUAGCUCGGAAAGUCUUGUUUCCAGCCGCAGUAGCCAUUCUCGUCCCCCUUCGCAACCUACCAACCGCAGUACACCCUCUCCAACCGGACCCCCAUCAUCGAGCCACUCGAGUGCGGAUGACACCGCUCGACAAGACACCCUGAAACGACCUUCUCCUGAUGGGGGAAAGCGAAUUCACACCUCGUCACCUCUUUCACAGCCGGCAUCCAUGGCGAGCGACGAAACAAACAAUGAGGGUCAGGCCUCCGUAUCAAAGCAACCCGCCCCUGCGGCUCCUUCGUCUACCAGCAACGGCGAAAGCCCGGCGGCGAAAAGGCUGGCUGCCAUUAAUAUGAAGUCGAGGAGCAAGACAUCCAGGUUACGCCGUGCUUUCUCGUUCGGAAGCGCGGCCGAAUUCAAGUCGAUUACGGGUAUCGAGUCGAUAGCCGAAGAUGAGAAGCUUGAACCAUCGAAGCUACACAAGGAGCCGACGCCUGGCGAGCUUUAUGAUGCUGAGCAGGCUCGAAUCGCCAAGAAGCAAGAGGAGGGAGGCCUAGGAACCAGCAUUUACGGCACACGCCUGUUCUCAGGAUCCACUGACAACCUGUCAAUUUCAUCAACGGCCUCAUCGGCUUCGAUUAUGAUUCGAAAGAUGGGCCGAGGGAUGAAGAAGGGCACGCGAUCUUUGGUUGGCCUAUUCAGGCCCAAAUCAAUUGUCGGAGCGCCAGCGGUCGACAAUCUCGUGCCACCCGAGGCUGGCCAGACGACCGUGUCGAUGGUGACGGUUGAAGCAGAGCGGGAGCGAGUAAAUAUUAAUGUCGACCCUCAUGCGCAGCCUGGUGGUGGGACUGGGUUCCCGCGCCUGGAGCGUAACUCGCUCGACGCGGCCAAGGCUCCAAGCAUGGUCUCUGAGCGGGCAGGUAGCUCCGGAACGGACGGAUCGGCCCCUCGCAAGAGCAUCGUGGGUGGCGACCGGGAGCGUGCCGAAGUGCUGGCAGCGGUUAGGAAAGGCAUCCUGAAGAAACGCAACACAUCCCCUACUGGGCGGCCGGGAGAAAGGGACGGUCUUGGAGAUCUCCCUGGCGUCCCCCCCAUCACGGACUCGCCCAAUUCGAGUGCGCCGAGCACACCCAACGAUGAGGCGAUGCACGGACAUCGACGAAGCGAGUCGAUUGCUAUCGGCAGCGAGGACUACUUUGUUAGUGCCUUGAGACUUCGGCAAGACAGUAAGAGCGGCUCUGGCACUCCGUCAAGCACAACGAAGAGGAGCGCGACAUUCUCUCCUCGUAUUGUCUUCUACGAUACAUGGCCAAGUCAAGAGUACGAUCGCCGGGGCGAAAUCGCCACGUGCAACCGACUUACUCCCAUGCUCGCUCAGCAGAUCAAGGAGGAGUUGAACUCGUUUAAGAUGGAAAUGGAGGUCCAUGAAAACUCGAAGAUUUACACACACUUUUUCUAA
Molecule: messenger RNA, 2295 nt
Organism: Scedosporium apiospermum
Lineage: Eukaryota; Fungi; Ascomycota; Sordariomycetes; Microascales; Microascaceae
Exons: 4
Coding region: 1-2295 (764 amino acids)
Biological process (GO): actin cytoskeleton organization
Molecular function (GO): actin binding
Source: RefSeq, a predicted model, not a curated record